AUAAUCACUCAGAUGUGGCGUGCGCCGUGCCACACGCGCCAACGACGCGUCGCACCACGUGAUCAUUUCAAUUCUCCUAGCCGCCAUCAUGAUACCGACGCCAGAUCUUUCUCAUUUGACUAGGGAUGAUCUAGAGCAGGUGUACGACCCAGCAGAGGACACAUUCUUGCUCCUGGAUGCCCUCGAACAGGAGGCGGAAGAGCUCAGGAAGGAACGUCCUCUGAUUUGUCUUGAGGUUGGUUCUGGGUCAGGAUGCGUAUCAGCGUUUCUAGGAAGGAUAUUAGGACAAUCUUCUUCCCUUUACCUCUGCACUGAUAUCAACAAACACGCCACGCGCUGUACACUCGCAACAGGGAAACAGAACAAGAUAACUUUAGAUCCAGUGACAUGUUCUCUAACACGACCCCUCUCAUCGCGAUUGCGUCACGCAGUUGAUAUUCUAUUAUUCAACCCCCCUUACGUGCCGACAGAUACAGGCGAAGCUUCCAGUGCUCAGAAUAGUGCUAAUAUCGCAGGGUCUUGGGCAGGGGGGACUGAUGGAAUGGAAAUUACCAAUCUUUUGUUACGAGACGUCGAGUGCCUGUUAUCACCGCGAGGUAGAUUUUACUUGGUUGCCUUGAAACAAAACGAUGUCCCAAGUAUCCGGUCCAGAAUGUUGGAAGAAUUUGGUUUGACCAGUCAGAUUGUCAUUGAACGACGGGCGGGAAAAGAGUUUCUGUUAAUUAUUCGGUUCACACGGACCUCCCCCUAGGGUAGCUGAUUACUGCAGCUAACACUGGCCUUGCAAUGAGAUGGCA
Messenger RNA from Suillus clintonianus, 797 nucleotides. Its product is annotated as S-adenosyl-L-methionine-dependent methyltransferase. Gene Ontology annotation, molecular function: nucleic acid binding; protein methyltransferase activity; S-adenosylmethionine-dependent methyltransferase activity. Gene Ontology annotation, cellular component: eRF1 methyltransferase complex. Lineage: Eukaryota; Fungi; Basidiomycota; Agaricomycetes; Boletales; Suillaceae. Bases 89 to 751 code for a protein of 220 amino acids. Gene Ontology annotation, biological process: methylation. The record is from RefSeq and is a predicted model, not a curated record. The transcript has 7 exons.